AUGGAGGCAGCACAACAAGCCGCCGGCCAGCCCGCCCCCGAAGAGACUGCGCCCGCCCCCGAGCCCGUCAUCACUGCUGCUGCUGCUGCUGCUGCUGACGAUGACACCGCCCAUGAUACCGAUGCCUCUCUAAAUGCCUCUCCUGGUGAUAAUGAUGAUGACAACAACGUCGAUGACGACGCUACCCCAGAAUCUCCUGUGCCUCCAAGCUCUACUAAGGGUGGUCGCGGCACAGGCAGAGCCCCAGGUGAGCAAUAUGCUCGUCGAGGGACGCGCCGCGCCUUACGCGAGACCAUGGCACCCAGCGUCUACAGCAUACCCAGCUCUGGCGCGCCCGCCUCCUUGCCCCCGACCCAGCCUGAUGCGAGAGGACCUAUGACGCCGCACCAGGUGAACCCGGCUGUCACAUAUGAUCACCCUGAUGCGGGAACUCCUUUUCUCACGCCCAGGACCAGAGACGCCAAAGUCAACUUAAUGAAUAAAUUUGUCGACAGGCUCUACUACGCUUCUACGGACAUGCUGACCCACCUGGCUCUUGAAGGUCCUGAGAGGGAUGAGGCCUGGGGAGACGAACUCCAGACUCACAAGGACAUCUUUGAAAAUUACUACAAAGUCUACAAUGAGAAGUCCGACGAUUUCAUCGACAUCAAUGUCGUCUCGGACAAAACAAAGGCUGAAGAAUCCCCCCUCUGGUCAAGGAUGACCAAGGCCGUUGCAAACGCCAAUCUUGCAAAACUGCUGAGCAGCAUUCAAGAGCUGGAGGACGACCCGAACCUGGUCCUCGAGCGCCUGCCACGCCUUGAGAAGAUUGAUGGCCACUUUCCGGUUGCGUUCGUGCCCGGAGGCAGUAAAGGCUUGGAUGCCUCCGUACCUGAUGAUGAUAUACUGAGGCAAGCCUUCCACAUCCGCACCCAACGUUACAUCGAGACCCUUCGCGGGGUGCAGAACGCCGUUCCCCUCCGCCUCUUUGCUCGCGUCUUUCUUGAUAUCAACCUUGAGGGCGUGGAUGACGACUCGAUCAGCGGAUACAUUGAAGGAGCGCCCCUCAGAGCUUUCCCCGGAUUCGAUAUCUCCAACGACAACGCGCAGAAAUACCGCGAUGCCAUCGACGGGUUCCGCGCCAUGAUCUUGGAAAUGGACACGACUGCCAUCAUAAGUAACCUAGACCAAGAGUACCCGUUCCAAACCUUCUUGGAUGAGCUGAAGGAUUGGAUCAAGUCAUUCGAGGCCAAGCUCGGCGCACCCACUCAGCCUGUGUCCCUGAACGGUGACGGAUCCUACUCUGUGGAAGAACAAUUACAGCAGGACAUGAGAGCUGCGCACAUAGGAAAGGCCCGCGAUCUUAGCCAAGCUGCAAUCAGAGGCAACGAUGGGUCUAUGUAUGCAGCCGCCGCCGCCGACGCUACGAGACGAGUUCGUAAGCGAGGUCGAAAGAGCGGUCCCGAAGAAGACCCCGCAAGCAAGCGAGCCCGGGCGGCUGAUGCCGCUGCUAUGCCUCCUCCUCCCCCUCGCCAAAACGCAGGUGGAGCGAUUCCUCCAUCUUCCGCAAUGCCCGAGCCUAUACCUGGGCUCAUCGAUGUCGUAGCUAUGUCACGGGCCUCCCAACUUAUCUCAAAGGCCAAUCGAAAGCCGUCGCAGCCUAAGCAGAGGAGGCCGUGGACAGCACACGAUACUCAGCAACUCAUCACAUUCCCUUCAAUGUUCCAGAGCGUGAUCAGCAAGGCCUGCGACAAAGCUCGCCUCGUCAAGGUCGACAUUUUGAAGACCGAUUCGCAUCUUCCGCCCGGGUUUGACCUUGUUGUAUUAGGCAGGAAGGAGAAGGAUAUGGUUAUUGCUGCUGGAAGGAACCCCGAGCGCAGAGAAGAAGACAAUGAUCCCGACCAGGGCCCACCACGCAAUACGCUUUAUGACCCCGCGGCUCAUCAGAGACAAGCUGCCAAUGAGGCACCAGUGCCGCAAGAUUACCAGAGUGUCGCCGCCGACGCUGUCGAUGACGCUAAUCUCCGAGCCCUCCAAGAGGCCCAAAUGCAACCCGAGGCCCCCAUUGGGGGAGGCGCGCCCACGGCUCCAAUGCUGGCGCAAGAAGGGAUUGGCGGUACUGCUCCCAGCGAGUCUCUCGGCGAUUUCGAGCCUCAGGACCCGCUUUCAGUUCCUAAUGGUGCCAUCAUUGACGGUGCUCUUUCUGAGGCAGGUCCGAGCAACGCGGUGAACGCAUAG
Diaporthe citri is the source of this 2217-nucleotide messenger RNA. RefSeq lists its product as uncharacterized. The coding region runs from base 1 to 2217 and encodes 738 amino acids. The record is from RefSeq and is a predicted model, not a curated record. Lineage: Eukaryota; Fungi; Ascomycota; Sordariomycetes; Diaporthales; Diaporthaceae. The transcript has 5 exons.